AUGUCUCACGCUAAUCAUGGUCCUGCUUUGGAAAAGGGUGUCUGGUUUGCGAUUAGCAUCUCUACAGUGAUCGUCACUCUUCGCGUGUUUGCUAAGUUCAAGAUCAAUCGCUUCUUCGUAGAUGAUGUGUUGAUGAUUGUCGCUCAGAUACUCGCCAUUAUUGGAUGUGUUUUCUUGACAUUGUGUGUUCAAAAUGGGUUCGGCCAGAACCUGGAGACUCUACCAGCUCAUAAUAGAAAGAUUGUCUUGCAAUAUCUCACCGCAGUGCAGGUCCCAGUCGUCACUCUCAGCACUACCAUCGCUCGCUCAGCCUUCAUCAUUUAUCUUCUAGGCAUACUUGGCACCAACAAAACCAUCAGGCUUAUGCUAUGGGCUAUUCUCUUUAUUCAGCUGAUCGGCAAUAUCGCCUCUUCUAUCCUGCCGUUGGUGAUAUGUCAUGAUAUACGAAUUCUCUGGGAAACUGUGGAAACUACUUGUGGUAAUUUGAAUUCGGUCAUUCAAUUUGCCUAUUAUUCGAACACUUUCAAUUCAGCCACCGAUCUCUUUUUGGCCAUUUUCCCCACAGUCGUUUUUUGGAAUCUCAACUUAAAGCUACAAAUCAAGCUUGGUCUCAUAGCGCUUCUCAGCUUGGGAGUUGUUGCCAUGGUUGCGUCUAUAGUUAAAACAACCAAGCUCACAACUCUGCCUAGUCUCACAAAUCUCGGUGCCGGUGGUGGAAUUGAAAUCAUCCGCUGGGCAUAUAUCGAAAACGCAGUGAUCAUCAUCACAUCGUCAAUCCCUUGUAUACGCCCACUUGUUAUUGCAUCCGUGCAUAAGAUUUCCAGCGCCAAAUACUCAUACCAACUCAGUGGCCCAUUCAGUAGUCGGCGUACUAAGGAAAAUACCACUCAGCAGUCCCAGCACUCGCGACGGAUCAACAUGUCGCACCACUUCGAGGAUGGCAGCGUGGAAAGAAUCCUCAAUCAAAGUUCACAUACCAGCACAACAAUUGGUGGAAAUCCUGACUCACCCCAUCAGUUGCCUGCAGACCACCAUGGAAUCACAAAGCAGGUCGAAAUCUCGGUGUUGGCGGACGCGGAAUCUGCAAAACAUGUUUGA
This is a messenger RNA of Penicillium taxi, 1098 nucleotides long. RefSeq lists its product as uncharacterized. Bases 1 to 1098 code for a protein of 365 amino acids. The record is from RefSeq and is a predicted model, not a curated record. The transcript has 4 exons. Lineage: Eukaryota; Fungi; Ascomycota; Eurotiomycetes; Eurotiales; Aspergillaceae.